AUGAGUAACGGGCCAGCUGCCAGAGGACUGGCCGGCCUCUCCCUCCUGGAGAUGCUUCAGGACCCCGGGGGCAGGCGGGGGUCAUGUAGGGAUAGGAAGAACUGUAAGGUGGUCUUUUCCCAGCAGGAACUGAGGAAGCGACUGACACCUCUGCAGUAUCACGUCACCCAGGAGAAAGGAACGGAGAGUGCCUUUGAAGGAAAAUACACAAGUCAUAAAGAUCGGGGAAUGUAUAAAUGUGUUGUUUGUGGGACUCCUUUGUUCAAUUCAGAAACCAAAUAUGACUCUGGUUCAGGUUGGCCUUCAUUCCAUGAUGUGAUAAGUUCAGAUGCAAUUACAUUCACUGAUGACUUUUCCCACGGGAUGCAUCGGGUCGAAACGAGCUGCUCUCAGUGUGGUGCUCACCUUGGGCAUGUUUUUGAUGACGGGCCUCGACCAACUGGCAAAAGAUACUGCAUAAAUUCUGCUUCCUUGUCCUUCACUCCUGCAGAGAAUAGUAACGCCGAAGACAAUGAUCUCAGCAUCCCUGCCCAACCUGGCAAAAUGGAGCUGUAGAAUCAGAUUCAAUAGGAAACAACGAUCUUACCACUUAGUAGGGGAAAAACAAUCAAACUUGUCUAUGACUAUCUUAUUCGAUAUAUGCAUAUAUAUUUUUCAAACAUAGAAGGGCAGUUUGUGCUAUUGAUUUUUCCUCCUCCUCUUCCUUUUUGCUUAAACAGAGAGGCCUUAGCCAUGAGUGUAUUUUGCUAUUGAUUAUAUUCUUAACUAUUUGUAAGUAGAUUUGGGGAAACAAGGUGGCUUUGAGAAUGCCUUAUCACUAGACACUAGACUUGAGCAUCAAGCUGCAAUACUUUCUUAAGUGGAUUGAAAGACUCUUCCUUCCUCACAUAAGAGGGGAAAGGGUGAUUUGGCCUCCAAACUCCAAAUGAGAGCGCUCCGGUGUCAAUGCAAUUUGAAGAGAGCUGAGCCUGGGUAGAGAGUUCAGACCUGUGAGACAGAUGGCCUUAGGGCAUUUGUAUAGAUCUAUUGAAGAUCAGGAUGGAGUGAUGCCUUACCAUACUUGUAGGCUUUGUGGAAAGUUUGAGCUAAGGCAGUUUAUUCCCACUAAAAGGGUGUGAAGGUCUAAAGUCUUUCCUUAUGUUAAAUUGCUGCCAGAUCUGAGGGGGUACAGGGUGUACAUAGCACUCUGUGGAAGGGAAGUAAAUAUGACCUCACUUUCAUGCCUUUAUUUUAUUUUAUUUUCCAUUGAAAAUAUUGGAAUGCAAGAUAAAUGUAAAAAUUUGGGCUCCAUUUUGCUCGAGGUUCACACUGAAGAACACCUGCCAUGGGUUUUUCAUAAGUCUUCCCUCCCACACCCAACACCAGCUGCAACUAGGGCAAUAUUUUGGGAAAUUCUGUUUAAAUUUCUUUAAAUUGUUAAAUAUUGUUUAAAUGAAAAAACAAGAAGCUUCAAACCAAAAUAGAGGAAAGUGGUAGAAAAGCUAAGAUGAUAACCUUUACACAGUGAGGUGAUGGGGUACCCUACAAGAGGGUGAAAGACCAUUCCAGAAAUGUGCAAGUGGGAUUUGUGGAAUUAAAGCAGGAGGUCAGAAUUUGAUGUCAUAUAGUCCCAUGCUUGCCAUUGGUGUGCUGGGUUAAACAUGACUCUAAUCUGUGCCUGCUUCCCCAUAAAUGAAAUGGGAAUUCAAACAUUUGUAAAGCAUGCUGAACUCCUCAGGGCAAAAGCACUAUGUUGCUCUAUAAUUCAUAUGAACAAUAGAAAUACUAGCUAACAUUUGAGGAGUGCUUUAAGGUUUGCAAAGUGCUUUACAUACGUUAUCUCAUUUGAAUAGCAUG
Gracilinanus agilis (Agile Gracile Mouse Opossum) is the source of this 1836-nucleotide messenger RNA. It is a transcript of the gene MSRB3, whose product is annotated as methionine sulfoxide reductase B3. The record is from RefSeq and is a predicted model, not a curated record. The transcript has 6 exons. Gene Ontology annotation, biological process: response to oxidative stress; protein repair. Bases 1 to 555 code for a protein of 184 amino acids. Gene Ontology annotation, cellular component: cytoplasm. Lineage: Eukaryota; Metazoa; Chordata; Mammalia; Didelphimorphia; Didelphidae. Gene Ontology annotation, molecular function: peptide-methionine (R)-S-oxide reductase activity.